Messenger RNA from Andrographis paniculata, 1535 nucleotides. RefSeq lists its product as uncharacterized. The record is from RefSeq and is a predicted model, not a curated record. The transcript is spliced from 3 exons. Gene Ontology annotation, molecular function: ubiquitin-protein transferase activity. Gene Ontology annotation, biological process: protein ubiquitination. Gene Ontology annotation, cellular component: CCR4-NOT complex. Lineage: Eukaryota; Viridiplantae; Streptophyta; Magnoliopsida; Lamiales; Acanthaceae. Bases 156 to 1247 code for a protein of 363 amino acids.
AUAGUAGUACAAAGGAAAAUUAAGGGUUAGAGCGGUUUCCGUUAUCCACAAUUUCUCUAUAGCUCUCUCUCUAUAUCUAUUGUUCUCUCUCUCUCUCUACGCUUAUCUCCGAGCAAUUUAGGGUUUUUCGGAUUCGCGAGCAGAUUGACGCAGCCAUGAUUUCUGAUUCGAUCCCCAACGCCUCCAUCGCUAUGGCUUCAUCCAACUCAAAGGAUUUCGCUAAGAAAAAGAGGGCCAACCGCUCGGCGAAAUUGAAGCAGUGCAAACUUGAUGCUCGUCGCGAGCAGUGGCUUUCUCAAGUGAAAAGUAAGGGUGGUCAUAAGGAGGAAGUAAGCGACAGAGGAUCGAUGGUGCAUUUCGGGAGUGAGAGGGGCCGGCAGAUAGAGAAGCUGGAUAUUAAGCCGGGAAUGGAGGAAGAAAUUUAUGGAGAUGGAUUGUUGGUGCAUCAGUACAGCGACUCCGAGUCGCUGCCAUCCAACAGCCCAACCAGCCACUCCAGUAGCAUGUUGGGCAGCAAUGAUUCUGGGGUCAAUUUUAGUACAAGCAGCAGAAGCAACAGCAGCAGCAGUGGUCGAAGCAGUAGCAGUAGCAGUAAUGGUUUCUAUUCAGGGAACAUGAGUGAGGAAGAUGAAGUGGAUGUUGGUGAUGAUGGUUGCUUGGAUGACUGGGAGGCUGUGGCUGAUGCCUUGGCAGCUACCGAGAACAAGCAACCAAAUGAAGAAUAUGGUUCAUCUUCUUCAAUGAAGAAUGAAAAGGCUGUGGAAUCUAGUUCUCAAGUUGACGCAACCAUCAAGCCAUUUGGAAGGGUGGAUGCUUCAGAGAUGAAUGGGGGGAGUAGAGGAACUGAUGGGCUGAGGGCUCCAGUAAAUUGUUGUGCUUGGAAGCCGGAUGAUGCUUACCGUCCUCAGUGCUUACCCAAUUUGUCAAAGCAAUAUAGUUUUCCGUUGAAUUCAGAGCGGCACAUAGUCCGAGGGUCUGUUUGGGGUCAAAAGAAUCUUGGGUCAAUCCCGACAUCUUGUCCAAUAUGCUUUGAGGAUUUUGAUGGCACAGACUCGAGCUUUCUCCCUUGUCCUUGUGGUUUCAGGCUUUGUCUUUUCUGUCACAAAAGGAUCCUCGAGGAAGAUGGGCGCUGUCCUGGCUGCCGGAAGCAGUAUGAGAGUGAGCCUAUUGAAGGAGAGCCAACACUUGAUGGGGGUAGCUUGACUGUUCGAUUGGCUCGUUCUUGUAGCAUGAUAACGAGGUCUUAGAAGAGUCUCUGCCCCAUAAUCUUGUAUGUUGGGUCCCCUCUUGUUUCUCAGUGUGACGUGUGUGUUGUUGCUUGCUGCUAGACCUUUUUUUGCGGCCUUAGAUAUUGUCAUAUAAAUGUGAUUGGAGCACAGGGGAAUUUAUUCAGUUUUUCUAUGAUUUUGGUCCAUAUAAUCUGUAAUGUGCUUUGCUAAUGCUGGAGACUUGUCAUGUGAAUAGAUAAGGGGAUAAGAAAUGGAACAUAUCUAUAUAUCAAUAUAUACAUAUAUAUAUAUAUAACUUUCUGAUUA